AUGUUAUUUUAUAUUGUACUUUUACCAGCUUUAUAUUUAAUCUUUUCUUUUAUUAAUAAGAAUAGAGGAUUAUCAACAAAAGAUCCAAAAAGACCAUGGGCUGUACCAGUAUUGGGUUCAUUACAUGUAUUGGGUGAUAAACCACAUCGAUCACUUGAUACCUUGGCAGAUACAUUGGGAUGUGAUAUGUAUGCGUUGUGGAUGGGUGAUGCCUACAGUAUAGUUUGUAGAGAUGUUGAAUCAAUUAGAGAAAUUUGGGUAAAGAGACAUGACAUUGUCGUCAAUAGAUAUCAUACCCCAACAUCGGCCGUCUAUUCAAACAACUAUACAAACAUUGUAUCUGGUGAUUUGGAAAGAUGGACAUUCAAUAGAGGCAUGGUAUCACCAUCAUUUACCAAACUAAAGGUUAAAACCCAUCAUGCCAAAGUCGUUCAAAAUCAAUGUACUCAAUUAUUAAAUCACAUGAAAACUUUUGAAAAAUCAAAUACUUUGUUUAAACCAAGAUUAUAUUUUAAGAAAUUUACAAUGAAUAUUAUUACAAGAAUUGCAUUUGGAUUUGAUUCACCAUUUGAAAAGGACAGUGAAGAAUUUAAAGAAAUAAUUAAAAAGAUGGACAGUAUCUUUCUUAAUGGUGGUACUGGUACAUUGGGUGAUUUUAUUCAUUUCCUAAGACCUCUAUUCUUUUUCCAAAUGAAACUUGGAGGAACUGCAAUGAGUGAUCUUAGAUCACUAAUUAAAAAAAUUUAUGAUGAACAUAUUACUAAUCUUGAUGAGAAAGAACCAAAAGAUUUAAUGGAUGAAAUGAUUAUUCAAUCAACAGGUAUGGAUAAUGAAUGUGGAAUUCUUAGUGUUGGAUGUGAUUUGUUGUUGGCUGGAACAGAUACAACAGCAGCUUCAUUAGAGUGGUUUGCUUUGAGAAUGAUUACCAAUCCAGAGGUUCAAGACAAGGUAUACCAAGAAUUGGUAUCUGUCGUUGGACAUGGAAACCGUGUCGAUGUAUCCCACCGAAACUCGACCCCAUUCACAUUGUCUGUUAUCAAGGAAGUACUCAGACUCAACCCAAUCGCCCCUCUUGCAUUGUCAAGAGCAUCAUCAGAGGAUAUGAUUAUUCAAGAUCAAUUUAUUCCAAAGGGUACCCAAUUUUUAAUGAAUAUUCAUGGACUACAUAGAAACAAAAAGAUCUAUCAAAAUCCAAAUCAAUUUAUUCCAGAAAGAUUUUUAGUUGAUGUCCCUGCAGAUGCUUGGAUUCCAUUUGGUAUUGGUCAAAGAAAUUGUGUUGGUUUAAACUUGGCACUUGACGAAUUAUAUGUUUCAAUUUCCAAUAUGUUACUCAAUUUUAAGUUUAGAGCUCCUGAUAAUGUUGAAAUUGAUUUUUCUGAAAUUACAGAUAGAAGUUUAGUUUAUUUCUUUCCCUCUCUCUCAAUCUAUCUCAAAAUGUCAACUAUAAUUUACAUCUUGAUUGCAGUUGUAAUCUAUUUACUUGUUUCUUUUAAAAAUAAGAAUACAAAGUUCUCAUCAGCUGAUCCUCCUGGACCAGUUUCAUGGCCAAUAUUGGGAGCCCUUCCUUUGUUGGGAGACCUUCCACACCAAGGGUUCAAGCGUUUGGCAGACAAGUUUGGAGGCGUCUAUUCUCUUUGGAUGGGUGAUACCUACACUGUAGUAGUCACUGAUCCAAAGGUGAUUCGUGAAGUUUGGAUUAAUAAUCAUGAAAACUUUUUAAAUCGUCAUCAUUCGCCUACUUAUGCCUUGUACUCUAGUAACUACACCAAUAUUGUUAGUGGUGAAGACGAGAGAUGGGUAUACCAGAGAGGAUUAGUAUCUCCAACUUUUACCAAACUCAAGAUUAAAGCUGUCAAUAGUAUUGUUCAUUCUCAAGUAGAUGGACUAUUGGGACAAAUGAAACUUUAUGCAAAGUCUCAACAAUUGUUUAAUCCAAGAAUGUAUUUUAAGAAAUAUUCAAUGAAUAUUAUUACAAAAUUGGCUUUUGGAAUGGAAACACCAUUUGAUAGUGAAACACCUGAAUUUGUUGAAUUAAACAGUAGAAUUGAUAAACUCCUUGUUGGAACUGGAGCUGGUCAUCUUGGAGAUUAUAUCUAUGCUCUUCGUCCAUUAUACUUUUUCAAGAUUUUCUUUGUAGGAAAUAUCAUGACAGGUUUAAGAUCUCAUAUUUCACAAAUUUAUCAUAAACAUGUAAAGAAUUUAGAUGAGAAAAAUCCAAAGGAUUUAUAUGAUGAAAUUCUUAUUAAUACAAAGGGAGUUGAUAAUGAAUUGGGAUUGGUUAGUAUUGGUAUUGAUUUGUUGGUCGCAGGAACAGAUACUAGUUCUUUAACCUUGGAAUGGCUCGUUUUACGUCUUCUUCAAAACCAACAUGUACAAGAAAAGAUUUAUCAAGAAUUGUUGGAUGCUGUUGGAAAGGGUGGUCGUGCCGACAUUUCUCAUCGUAGUAGCACUCCAUACACUGUCGCCACUAUCAAGGAAGUACUCAGAAUGAAUCCAAUCGUUCCAUUGGCAUUGAACAGAACAUCCAAAGAAGCUGUCACUUGUGGUGGUUAUUAUAUUCCAAAGGGUACUCAAAUGGUUAUGAAUGUAUAUAGUGUACAUUUGGAUGAAAAAUUAUAUCCAAAUCCACAUGUAUUUAUGCCAGAGAGAUUUUUGGGAGAGACACCAGCUGACAGUUGGCUUCCAUUUGGCAUCGGACCAAGAAAUUGUGUAGGUUUAAACCUUGCCCAAGAUGAAUUGUAUUUGGCUGUUUCCAACAUGCUCCUCAACUUCAAGUUUAGACCUGCAACUGAAAAGAUUGAUUUCACUGAAAACUUUGGUCUCACUAUGAAGCCUAAUCCAUUUAGUUUCUAUGUAGACUCUAGAUAA
Molecule: messenger RNA, 2868 nt
Organism: Cavenderia fasciculata
Lineage: Eukaryota; Evosea; Eumycetozoa; Acytosteliales; Cavenderiaceae
Exons: 13
Coding region: 1-2868 (955 amino acids)
Molecular function (GO): oxidoreductase activity, acting on paired donors, with incorporation or reduction of molecular oxygen; heme binding; iron ion binding
Source: RefSeq, a predicted model, not a curated record